UGGUGUAUAUCUGCUAAUAGAAUAAUCGCGAUUCUGCAGCAUCAAUUGCGUGCAAUUUCUUCGUGGCUUUUAUCAGUCACGGGCUGAAUUCCUCACGCGCACCCACGGCGCUGCGAAAUCUCUACAAUUUCCUAGGAGAAAUUCAUCGAAGGAAGAAAGCUCCUGCGCAUUUGUCAUAACCUCACUUUGCUAUCAGUACUUUUUUGGCAGUGAGAGAGUGAAAAAGUGGCGGGUUGUGAUCGGAAAAGAGCGCCCCACCUCCUUUACAGAGAUCCUUAAUGUAGUAUCCAGCUCCAUGUUGACGCGGACAUCCUUUAUUCCGCGCCUCCUCGCGGCCAAUCAUCUGGGGAGUGUAAAGUGUCGUCGACUGAUUCGUACUAGCUUCCCCGUUGGCCUGCCUGCUCGUUAUGUUGUUCCCGAGAAGGAUUUUUGCCUCCAGCGCGUCCUGAUUGUGGCCAAGUUGUCUCGAUAUGAGUUUGAGAAGCGUCGCUAUCCGGAUCUCACGACAGCUCAGCUGGAGGAGAAGAUUCGGGGACGUGGCACAGAUUAUGACUCCCUGAUACACUUCAAUGAAAUGCACACCCACUUCCGGAAAGAUGUUGUGGAGGCCUUCAAGCAUUUUGGGGUGGAAGUUCGAGUGGUUGACAGGCACUCAAUCACCAAAGAGUCCAUCAAUUGGGCCGACAUGAUAGUUCCUGUGGGCGGAGAUGGUACAUUUCUGAUGGCAGCCACACGGGCGGACUCUAUCAAGGGACCCGCAGGACGGAAAAUCCCCGUGAUGGGCUUUAAUUCGGACCCAGAAUCGUCAGAAGGACGCCUGAUGUUGCCAAAGAACUACUCAGCGGACACCAGAAGUGCCAUUGAGCGCAUCAUAAAGCGCAACUUCACGUGGAUGCACCGCUCUCGCAUCCGGAUCUCGCAUUUAGCCUCAAACGGAAACCUCCCAGAGGCGAUUGAUCUGCACGAGCACAAAGGGAACAAUAUGGAACAUCUCAGUCUGGAGCCAGAACUCCUGGAGCCUGUCGAGCAGGAACUGUACGACGCCAAAGUGAAGAGAACACUUCCUUACCUGGCACUGAAUGAGGUGUUCAUCGGCGAAACUCUGUCGGCUCGUGUCUCCCAUUUACAGCUGAAAACAGACGGGACGGUGACCAACACCAAAUGCUCAGGAUUGUGCGUCUCCACGGGCACUGGAUCAACUUCCUGGCACACGAGCAUCAAUAGAUUGUCUCCGAAGAACGUGGAGGAACUCCUGACCAUCCUGCGCCAGGGGAAUCACAUUGACGGCCAUCUGGAUGCUAAUGAGAUUGCGCGGGAGUACAAUAGGAGACUUGUCUUCCCGCCGGACGAUCCUCGCCUGUGCUAUUCGAUUCGCGAGGAGAUUCGCGUGGGAGUUUGGCCGAAUCCCAAGAGCGGCAUGGAGUCCCGUGCAUUCGCCAGCAAACUCUACGUCCAGUCGAAGUGUCUGGACGCAAGUCUUGUGAUUGAUGGCAGCAUUUCGUAUCCUUUCAAUGACGGUGCAAAAGUGGUCCUCGAGACGCGCCCGGAAGACGCCCUCCUCACCAUAUCAAUGGAUUGAAACAGUGC
Messenger RNA from Phlebotomus argentipes, 1587 nucleotides. RefSeq names its product NAD kinase 2, mitochondrial (gene Nadk2). Lineage: Eukaryota; Metazoa; Arthropoda; Insecta; Diptera; Psychodidae. Gene Ontology annotation, molecular function: NAD+ kinase activity. The record is from RefSeq and is a predicted model, not a curated record. The transcript has 5 exons. Gene Ontology annotation, cellular component: mitochondrion. Gene Ontology annotation, biological process: NAD+ metabolic process. The coding region runs from base 296 to 1579 and encodes 427 amino acids.